UGAUUUCUCCCUCCAUACCCACCGGCCCCCUCGCAUCCCUCUCAAGAGUCAAUCACGCUGUCUCCCUGGGUCCUGGCGCUCCGCUGCAUCUUGUUGGCAGCUGGUUUGCAGAGUUCUAGUUGCUCUCGCCCCGGCCUCUCCUUCCUGAACUGCAUCCCCAUCCUCAAGGAAGGCCUGAAACUUCGACGCCCCCCGCAGUCGUGGCGGAACGUUUCCAUCAUGUCGCACAAGCAGUCAAGAUACAUUCCUGUUCCCGUCGAGAGCUCCAUCACCUAUGAAGACAUCGCCAUCUUUCCUAGGCCGGGCUGCUCUGCUCCUGACUCCAUCGCCUUCUCUCCUGAUGACUCAGUGGUAACGUACCUGGCAAGCUCUGAUGGAUCGCUCAACCGUCAACUCUAUGCUAUGGACAUUGCAACGGGACAAGUCCGUGAGCUGUGCAAACCUCCUUCAGGUACUGGUGAGGAAGAAUCCUUCAGCCUUGAAGAGAAGCUGAGGCGAGAACGGGCUCGCCAGCUGCACACAGGCAUAACUUCAUAUGCAUGGGCUGAAGGGGCAGAAGGAGCGGGGAAGAUUCUCGUUCCCAUUGGCAAUGAGCUGUUUGUUCAGGAUGGGUUGAAUGGAGAAUUGAAACGAUUGUUUGAUCCACUUAUGUUGUUGAACGGGGAGCACAGUCUGUCAGACAAAGAUGCCAACAUUCCUCCGAUUCUAGAUGCAAGAAUCAGCAGCGAUGGGAAAGUUGUAGGGUUUGUGUGGGACAGAGAACUCUACAUCGUAUCUACAGACUGCAAAUCGAAGCCCGUGCAGCUCACGUCGGGCGCGAGAGGAACUGAGUACACCAACGGGCUUGCAGACUACAUCGCUCAGGAGGAGAUGGAUCGCUACGAGGGGUACUGGAUCUCCAAGGACAGCACUAAAGUCGCCUUCCAACAGGUGGAUGAGAGCCAUAUCCCCAAGUAUCGCAUCAUGCACCAGGGUAGUGACAAGGUCGGGGAGGCUGCACAGGAAGAUCAUCAUUAUCCCUUUGCUGGUGCGAGCAACCCGCGGGUGAGGUUUGGGGUCGUCAACAGCGAUGGGAGCAGUUUGCAGUGGUACGACCUCACGGCAAGGUUCGGAGAAGACAUCUACCUUGCCCGUGUGAAGUGGCUUCCUGAUAACACUGCUAUCAUACAAAUACAAAACCGAGAUCAAACAGAGCUGGAGCUUGUGAGGAUUUUCCCUGACAGCAAGGAGAUGAAGACUGUGUUCGUGGAGAAGUCUGAAUUCUGGAUCAACCUGCACAACAUGUUGACUCCGCUGAGGGGUAGCGACAAGUUUAUUUGGGCGUCAGAACGGAGCGGCUUUCAACACUUGUUCCUCUAUGACUAUGACGGGAACAUGUUAAGACAGCUGACGGACGGCGAUUGGAUGGUGGAGGAUAUCAAGGCUGUAGAUGAAGUUCGAGGACUGGUUUACUUCACUGGGACCAAGAGUGGAUGGAAAGAUCGCCACCUCUACUCUGUCUCCCUCCAGGGCGGCGAUGUGGUGAAGAUAACUCAGGACGGCGGAAUGCACAAUGUCAUCGUGGAUCACAGCAAGCAACUGUUCGUGGACCAGUACAGCACGUGCACCUUCCCAUUCCGAGUCAAUGUUUGCAGCCUGAAGGAUGGAACCGUUGUUCGAUCCAUCUUCGUGAACAAGGACCCGAGGCUCGAUCGCCUCUCCCUCGUCACUCCUACCUUCGUUGAAUUCCCUUCCUCCGACGAUAAAGUCACCCUGCAAGCCGCGUACCUCCGGCCCGACCAAGACAAGUUCGGUCCUGGUCCUUAUCCUACCGUGGUGGCCGUCUACGGGGGCCCGCAUGUGCAGACGGUGAGCAACAGCUGGACCGUCACAGCAGACCUGCGCUCGCAGUUUCUCUGCUCCCAAGGCUACCUGGUCAUCAAGGUGGACAACAGGGGAAGCAGCAGGAGGGGGCUGCACUUCGAGUCGCAGGUCAAGUGGAACAUGGGGUACUUGGAGGUAGAGGACCAGAAGGCGGGGGUGAACUUCUUCGUCGAACGGGGGCUGGCAGACAAGCAUCGCGUCGCCAUCUACGGAUGGAGCUACGGAGGAUACAUGUCCGCCAUGGCGCUCGCUAGGGCCCCGGAGACCUUCCAUGUUGGCAUCGCCGGGGCUCCAGUGACGCACUGGGAUGGGUACGACACGCAUUACACCGAGCGCUACAUGGGGAGGCCGCAAGACAACCCCGAGGGCUACGCGCAGAGCAGCGUCAUGACGCACGUUGAUCAGAUCGAAGGCUCCCUCCUCCUUGUCCACGGGCUCAUCGACGAGAACGUUCAUUUCCGUCACACAGCCAGGCUGAUCAACGCCCUGAUCCGGGCUCAGAAGCACUACGAGCUGCUCCUCUUCCCUGACGAGCGUCACAGCCCAAGGAGCCUCAAGGACCGAGUCUUCAUGGAGCAGCGCAUCCACAGCUUCAUCCAGAGGACCCUCGGCCCCGCCCGCUAA
Messenger RNA from Guillardia theta CCMP2712, 2487 nucleotides. RefSeq lists its product as hypothetical. The transcript has 3 exons. Gene Ontology annotation, molecular function: dipeptidyl-peptidase activity; serine-type peptidase activity. Gene Ontology annotation, biological process: proteolysis. The coding region runs from base 220 to 2487 and encodes 755 amino acids. The record is from RefSeq and is a predicted model, not a curated record. NCBI's taxonomy places the organism in Eukaryota, Cryptophyceae, Pyrenomonadales, Geminigeraceae.